AUGGACGGUAAACAUGGUGACAAACAACGGAGCUCGGUGCCACGGCCCCACAAGAACGCCAUGCCCGCUAUCUGGCAAAAUAAAUACACACACCGAGACGAAAAUAAAGAACGGACAGACACUAUGCACGUGAAAAGCAGUGCACGGAUAAUGGGGGAGACCGCGGUGCCUGCCCUUCCGGCAGGAAGCUGCCCCUCUGACAUUUGUACAAACUACGGGACCGUCUCCUCUAGGUCCUCAUCCAUUUCUACUCUGCUUGUAAAAGAGAAGGUGAACCGGCAAAUUAACAGCUGGACUGGAGUUUUUGCAUUUGAUAACAGAGUAGAAUUUUGCUUUCACCUUUCAGGAGAAUGGAAAACCCUUUAUGUCGCAUCCAAUAACCCAGAGAAGACCAGUGAGAAUGGGCCAUUCAAGGUUUAUAUGCGUCAUAUUCAUCUUGAUGGAAGUAAAAAUAAAAUCAAAAUUAUUCCUAUCUCUGAAAAUGCUCUGAGAAUGUAUAAUGUCAACAUGGAUGAACUAGCCAAGGCUACAAAAUUUACUGGACUGAUUGGCAGAGAAAGUAACAUGAAAGAGGAAGACUUUGAGAAGUUCAAGCAGAUGACAAGAGAAGAGGGGAUUCCAGAAGAAAAUACCGUGAAUGUCAGGGAAGCUGGUAACAGAAUUAUACUUUUUCCUGAAUGUAUCAUUCACCUGGCUGAAAUCUGUCCCCUCCAAAUUCACGUGUUGAAGUCCGAGCCCCCAGGACCUCAGAAUGUGACAGUAUUUGGAGAUGAGGUCUUCAAAGACGGGAUGAAGAUGACGCGUAAACAACCGUUUACUCCUAAGCGGAAACCACCAAUGCCCGGAGAAGACGGAAAGCCCCACCAGGUGGGAGAACUUACCUGCACGCCGCCCACCGGCUCGGGGACCCCAGGUGGUUGCAAUCAGAAGGCUGACGACGCGGACGCCUGCUCCCCCACCAGCCAAGCCGAAAAAGGUCCACGAGCUGAUCUCGCACCCGAAACCCUCUCCGUCACCCCGGUUUGA
Lipotes vexillifer (Yangtze River dolphin) is the source of this 1026-nucleotide messenger RNA. The record is from RefSeq and is a predicted model, not a curated record. NCBI's taxonomy places the organism in Eukaryota, Metazoa, Chordata, Mammalia, Artiodactyla, Lipotidae.